Molecule: messenger RNA, 2018 nt
Organism: Pan troglodytes (chimpanzee)
Lineage: Eukaryota; Metazoa; Chordata; Mammalia; Primates; Hominidae
Gene: ZNF789
Product: zinc finger protein 789
Exons: 6
Coding region: 798-1901 (367 amino acids)
Biological process (GO): negative regulation of transcription by RNA polymerase II; regulation of immune system process; regulation of cytokine production
Cellular component (GO): nucleus; nucleoplasm
Molecular function (GO): DNA-binding transcription repressor activity, RNA polymerase II-specific; RNA polymerase II cis-regulatory region sequence-specific DNA binding
Source: RefSeq, a predicted model, not a curated record
GCUUCGCUCGGCGCGCGCAGGUGGAGCCAGCGAGAGGCUCUGAGGCUGCCAGAGUGGUUGUGUCUGUUGCUCCGGUAAGGGGUGAUUCGCCGAGGGGCGCGGACCAGACAGACCUCGGGUCAGGCCCGGGAACCCCGAGAGGAGAGCCCAGCCCCUGGUGGAGGCGGCUUGGCGGAGAUUCGGAGCCGUCAGCAGCUCAGCCAGACGUCCAGGAUCCCACCCCUUGCAAAAGACCACGCCGUGGAAGCCAUGUUCCCACCAGCCAGGGGGAAGGUGCGGGAAUGCAGAUGGCUGAGUAGGUCAGAUUGAGGACAUGGCAGCGCAGCUCUGGUAAAAGAGUGACACUCUGGAUAAUGGAGCUGCUCUCAUUUGAGGAUGUGGCGAUGUACUUCACCAGAGAGGAGUGGGGCCACCUCAACUGGGGUCAGAAGGACCUCUACCGAGAUGUGAUGUUGGAGAACUACAGGAACAUGGUCUUGCUGGUUUAUUUCCAGUUUGAUGCUGCAAUACCACUGUGCUGAACGUCUCUGGCACAUUCAUCUUGGUUGCAAUUGUACUUUAGGCUAUAUUUCUAAGAGUGAAAUGACCACAGCCAAAGGUAUGAACAUUGUUCAGGCUUUCAAUAAAGACUGCCAGAUAUUUACAAAGAUUGUGCCAAUCUCUAUUCUCACCACCGCUUUUGAUUAUUGUCCUUAUCUCUGCUUGCCACUGAGCCCCGGGCCAUGUCUCUGUAACUCACUAACGGCCACAUCCCAUUUACUUCCCCAUGAGUAGGAUUUCAGUUUCCCAAACCUGAGAUGAUCUGUCAGCUGGAGAACUGGGACGAGCAGUGGAUCCUGGAUCUACCGAGAGCUGGGAAUAGGAAGGCUUCCGGUAGUGCUUGCCCAGGUUCUGAAGCCAGACACAAGAUGAAAAAGCUAACUCCAAAACAGAAAUUUUCUGAAGAUUUAGAGUCAUAUAAGAUAUCAGUGGUAAUGCAGGAAUCAGCUGAGAAACUUUCAGAAAAGUUACAUAAGUGUAAAGAAUUUGUGGACAGUUGCAGGCUUACUUUCCCUACUAGUGGUGAUGAAUACAGCAGGGGCUUCCUUCAAAACCUUAACCUUAUUCAAGAUCAGAAUGCACAAACAAGGUGGAAGCGGGGCAGAUAUGAUGAGGAUGGCAAACCCUUCAAUCAAAGAUCUUUGCUUUUGGGGCAUGAGCGAAUUCUCACAAGAGCAAAGUCUUAUGAAUGCAGUGAAUGUGGAAAAGUCAUUAGGCGUAAGGCAUGGUUUGAUCAACAUCAAAGAAUUCACUUUUUAGAGAAUCCUUUUGAGUGUAAGGUCUGUGGGCAAGCCUUCAGACAGCGGUCAGCUCUUACGGUCCAUAAACAGUGUCACCUGCAAAACAAGCCAUACAGAUGUCAUGACUGUGGAAAGUGUUUUCGGCAGCUCGCGUAUCUUGUUGAACAUAAGAGGAUUCACACCAAAGAAAAACCCUAUAAAUGUAGCAAAUGUGAAAAAACGUUUAGUCAGAAUUCAACCCUUAUUCGACAUCAGGUGAUCCAUAGUGGAGAAAAACGCCAUAAAUGCCUUGAGUGUGGAAAAGCCUUUGGCCGGCAUUCAACCCUUCUAUGUCAUCAACAGAUUCACAGUAAACCGAACACCCAUAAAUGCAGUGAAUGUGGACAGUCCUUUGGUCGGAAUGUGGAUCUCAUUCAGCAUCAAAGAAUCCAUACAAAGGAGGAAUUCUUUCAAUGUGGAGAAUGUGGGAAAACGUUUAGUUUUAAGAGGAAUCUUUUUCGACAUCAGGUCAUUCACACUGGAAGCCAACCCUACCAAUGUGUCAUAUGUGGAAAAUCUUUCAAGUGGCACACAAGCUUUAUUAAGCACCAGGGCACUCACAAAGGACAGAUAUCCACAUGAUGUUAACUGGAAAGCAGUCAUUGGAGGACUAGAACUUAUAAACCUCUACUUCAAGUGUGUAUCAUGUAAUUGUUUCCAUGAAAAGCAAUAAAUGUAACAAAGGGUUUUUCUAUGGGA